CAUCACAGAUUGUAUUUAUCUAGUUAUUUGACUGAUACGUUUUUCUUGGCUCACAGUCAUAGUCAUUUUAGUAUGCAUAACAUUAAUAUAUUAUUGUGCGAAUCAAAGAAAUACAUCAAUACAGCUCAACCAAUUAUGGUUCUGUAUUUGUUUUCCAUGCAAAUGAUCAUUCUUGUUUUGUUUUAGACUUAAAUUACUGGAGAUCAGGGCAGGAGUUGAUGGCUUCAUGGUCUACGACAUGGACCUGAUUGAGCCCAUGCAAAAACUGUUUCAGCUUCACUCUCAUGGUCAGAAUCAACUCCUGCAGCUGCGUGAAGACAUCACUGUGACCCCUGAAGACUUGCUCACUAUGCCUGCGGGAGGAGUAACACUGUACGGACUGAGGUAUAACAUUGCUGUAGGAGUCCUCUUCAUUGAAGCCUGGCUUUCAGUACAACAGGCAGAGGUCAUUUCUUCUAUCUGGGGAAGGUUGAGGAUUCAGCAACAGCAGAGAUAUCCAGAUCUCAGGUUUGGCAGUGGAUCCGGCACCAAGUGAGACUGGAGGAUGAUGGGACAGUAGUGACCCGAGCUCUUGUCAGCAGUUUGGCUGAAGGAUUGAUGGAAGAUCUGAAGGCAGCCAUACAUUGCCAAACA
This is a messenger RNA of Sinocyclocheilus anshuiensis, 633 nucleotides long. RefSeq names its product malate synthase-like. NCBI's taxonomy places the organism in Eukaryota, Metazoa, Chordata, Actinopteri, Cypriniformes, Cyprinidae. The coding region runs from base 227 to 535 and encodes 102 amino acids. The transcript is spliced from 5 exons. Gene Ontology annotation, cellular component: cytoplasm. Gene Ontology annotation, molecular function: malate synthase activity. The record is from RefSeq and is a predicted model, not a curated record. Gene Ontology annotation, biological process: glyoxylate cycle.